This is a messenger RNA of Nothobranchius furzeri (turquoise killifish), 966 nucleotides long. RefSeq names its product borealin-2-like. Gene Ontology annotation, biological process: mitotic sister chromatid segregation. The record is from RefSeq and is a predicted model, not a curated record. Lineage: Eukaryota; Metazoa; Chordata; Actinopteri; Cyprinodontiformes; Nothobranchiidae. Gene Ontology annotation, cellular component: chromosome passenger complex; chromosome, centromeric region; spindle midzone.
CACGCUCAGCGGAUGGAUACUGUAAUUAAACUAGCUCCAGUCCAGGUGUGCGCUUGUAAGCAGGUGUGGAUUUAAAAUGGGGUUAACUGGGCUGCUGCUACUAAUAUUUUCCCAACUCAAAACUAGGUAGAACGACAAAAUGUCAGCGAGACGGGAGAAGACCGCGACAAAUCAGCAGGACAAAGAGCAGCAGAGCCAGGAGAGACGCCGGCGUAGGAUGGCGCUCUUCAUCCAGCAGUUUGAAAAAGACGCACAAGAACGGAUGAGAUAUUUAGAGGCUAAACUGGAGAGCAUGCUGGCCACCGUGGACAAAAUCUUCAAAGUGGAGCUGAUGAAGAUGCCUCCUUCUCUUCAGAACACCCUCAUGGGAGAUCUGAUCUGCGAGGAGGAAGCAUCAGCCAGUGAAGUCUCGAUAGCCAUCAGGAACGAGUCCCGUGAAAUGGACCAACCUUUCAGACUGAUAACCAGCAAGAGAUUGAAAUCGUCUGAUUCUACACCGCCUGUAGCCCAGAGACCCGCUUCCAAAACUCCCAAGGGAGGACGAGGGGCCAAAGGGGACAGCGUGUUGGCUGGCAGCAGCAGCACAGGAACUCUGACAUCUUCCUCAACGACCAUCAAGAGGACUCGGAGCCGACUGACAAACCGUAAAACUCAGGAGCAGAUGAACCUGAGAAAACCUAAACUAAGGUCCGUUGUGUCUGCUGGGGAGCUGCCCUGUUCCAUGGCAGGAUCUGCUGCACACGUCACCGUGACGACGGCUCAGGGGCAGAUGCUCAGCUUUUCGGAAGACUCCAAGGAUGACAUCAACCUGGACCUACUGGAUGAUGUUGCCUGGUGUCAGAUUCAGAAGCUCUCGAAACUGAUGGAGUGUUUGUCACGACAGAGUCGCUGCCAUCGUUGAAUUUAUUAAUGAUUUUAUUUUUUGUCAUGUAAUAUCAAAUAAAGCUCAAAUUAAAUAUGUAGAAA